GAAAAACUAGGUUAGUAGUGCGGCAGUCAUGACAGAGGGGAGAAAGUAGGUCACAGACUGAGUACCGUAUAUCACAGUUUUUGUAACAGAGGGUUCUAUCAUUGAAUGGAGAUGGCAUAGCUAAUUUAUCUAAUAGCAAUUGCAAAUGGAUGGAAGGAAAUUCCAGAAGCUGUAAUGAACAUUUGUGAUUAUCUAAUGGCAGACCAAAGAAUGGACAUUACCUCUACAAUGAAUGAGUUCAUGUCCCCCAGCUCCAGCGACCUGAUCAGCAGCUCCGUCAACACCCCAGGCAUGGACUACACCCGCAAGAGAAAGGGCAGCACCUCCGACUACCAAAUUGAUGGAUUUUCUUUCGAGGAGUGUGGUGAUCACCAGGGCCGGAUAAAAAAUGCCAGGGAGGCACACAGUCAGAUUGAGAAGCGGCGCAGGGACAAGAUGAACAGCUUCAUAGACGACCUGGCGGCACUAGUCCCUACCUGCAACGCUAUGUCCCGCAAGCUGGACAAACUCACGGUCCUACGCAUGGCUGUCCAGCAUAUGAAGACAUUAAGAGGAGCAGCAAACCCUUACACAGAGGCGAACUACAAGCCGUCUUUCCUGUCCGAUGAUGAACUGAAGCACUUAAUAUUGAGGGCUGCUGACGGCUUUCUGUUUGUUGUUGGAUGUGAUCGUGGGAAGAUCCUUUUUGUCUCGGAGUCAGUUUACAAGAUCCUCAACUAUUGCCAGAAUGACCUAAUUGGCCAGAGUCUGUUUGAUUACCUGCAUCCUAAAGACAUCGCCAAAGUCAAGGAGCAACUGUCGUCAUCGGAUACAGCACCCCGGGAGCGACUCAUCGAUGCCAAAACCGGUCUACCAGUUAAGACAGACAUCACCCCUGGGCUAUCUCGACUGUGCUCCGGGGCCAGACGCUCGUUCUUCUGCCGAAUGAAGUGUAACCGGCCCUAUAUCAAAACAGAGGACAAGGACUUCCCCUCCACCUGCUCCAAAAAGAAAGCCGACCGCAAGAGCUUCUGCACGAUCCACAGUACUGGCUACCUGAAGAGCUGGCCGCCCAGCAAGAUGGGCCUGGACAAUGACAACGAACCCGACAAUGAGGGCUGUAACCUCAGCUGCCUGGUGGCCAUCGGCCGGCUGCAUCCCCACAUCGUCCCCCAGCCCUCCCACGAGGACAUCCGCGUCAAACCCACCGACUACGUCUCCCGCCACUCCAUCGAUGGGAAGUUUGUCUUUGUUGACCAGAGGGCCACAGCCAUUCUUGCAUACUUACCCCAGGAGCUUCUUGGCACCUCUUUCUACGAGUAUUUCCAUCAGGAUGAUAUUGGCCACCUGGCAGAAUGUCACAGACAAGUGCUUCAGAUGAGAGAAAAGAUCAACACAAACUGUUAUAAGUUCAAGAUUAAAGAUGGCUCCUUCAUCACUCUGCGAAGCCGCUGGUUCAGUUUCAUGAAUCCCUGGACCAAAGAGGUGGAGUACAUCGUCUCCACAAACACAGUGGUCUCGUGCAGUAUGCUGGAUGGUGCAGACUCCAGCUAUCCUCAGUCUGCCGUCUCUCCCACUCUCGCCUCUAUGGACAGUGUGCUGACAUCAGAAGGUGGAGGGAGACGGGCCCUUCAGACGGUGCCAGGCAUCCCCGGGGGAACACGUGCAGGUGCCGGUAAGAUCGGUCGCAUGAUCGCAGAGGAGGUGAUGGAGACUCAGAGGACCCGAGGCUCGACCCCCUCCAGCUGUGGCUCCAGCCCCCUGAACAUCAGCACCCCUCCUCCAGACUGCUCUCCAGGGGGCAAGAGAAUUCAAAAUGGAACGCCAGACCUUCCGUCGGCAGGGACGCUACGAGGAGGACCCGACACCAUUGGAUACCCAUACUCCAACCAGUCUAUUAUGAGUGACAACUCGCACCUCAGCAUUGACAUCAUGGAUGAACCAGGCUCUAGCAGCCCCAGUAACGACGAGGCAGCCAUGGCUGUGAUCAUGAGUCUCCUGGAGGCUGACGCAGGCCUCGGUGGCCCUGUAGACUUCAGUGACUUACCCUGGCCCUUGUGAGGACAGCCCUAGCAGGGCUGUUGGCCUAAGGCCCACAGAACCCUGAAUUGACCAUGCAGUCAUAUCAACAGGACCCAUGCAAGCCAACUACAGCUACUGUAGGACUCAUUGGAGCAGGACCCCUCAAAGUGUACCUGUCUGCAUACAGGCCCUCCCUUGCCUGCUGAUGGGCACUCUUCCAUUGACGUUUUCAAUGUAUAUUUUCCUGCAUUAUCCUACCAGGGAUUUCUAUAUUGAAAACAUGUCUUUAGAUGCUUUUACACUACAGUACAUAAUGAGUGUAUGGUAUCAGCAGUAAAAUAAAGUAUUUGAGCUUAA
Salmo salar (Atlantic salmon) is the source of this 2358-nucleotide messenger RNA. Its product is annotated as basic helix-loop-helix ARNT-like protein 1. Lineage: Eukaryota; Metazoa; Chordata; Actinopteri; Salmoniformes; Salmonidae. Gene Ontology annotation, biological process: regulation of DNA-templated transcription. The record is from RefSeq and is a predicted model, not a curated record. Gene Ontology annotation, cellular component: transcription regulator complex; nucleus; cytoplasm. Gene Ontology annotation, molecular function: protein dimerization activity; DNA-binding transcription factor activity.